AUGUCUACAAAGACUGUGUCGACUUUAAAGUUCGUGGGAUCUAUUUCCCUCGGUUUACUUACUGGCGUUUCCUAUACCCUCUCGUCCCUCACAAUCCCCGCUUUCCUCACCCUCCCAUCCGCCACCCUCGCAUCUCGUUCCUACAGCUCGCUCACUUCUCUCGCCACAACCCACACUCGUGCCCUCACCUGGAUUUCCUCAUGGUCAUUCCUUCUCGCCUUCUAUUUCUCCCCUCGAGGACAAAGACACCCGUAUCUUCUAUGGACAUCUCUAUUCGCCGCCUCAAGCUCAAUCGUUGAUAAAUUAAUCCCACUUGCCAUAGGCUCCACCGGCCCACGACGCAUUGCACAAAAGAAAAGGUCAAAGAAAGCGAUGAGCCCUAGACAAAUGGAUGCUAGUUACGAGGUGUUGAGCAAAAGUGCGAGGGAUUACGAAAGUGCGGGGUUGGCUAGUAGCGAGGAGGAAGUGGAUGAUAACGUUAAUGGGGAGGAAGUGAGAGAGGAAAUGGAGGGGUUUAUGAACAGACAAGUAAUCAGGACGGUGGUUGCGGGAUUGGGCUUUGCGAUGAGUGUUGUGGGUAUCUGGGGAGAUGGAGGAUUUACCGAGAUCAUUCUGGUUGAUGUUGUGUAA
Molecule: messenger RNA, 630 nt
Organism: Sclerotinia borealis F-4128
Lineage: Eukaryota; Fungi; Ascomycota; Leotiomycetes; Helotiales; Sclerotiniaceae
Source: the annotation of a GenBank genome assembly